AUGUUAUUAUAACUAAUUAGUUAUUGGAUUCCAAUUUUAAGGCAAAUUAAUAAUAAUAAAUUAUUACUACAUAUUUAUUAAUAAAAUAGCGGUGAAAUGUCGAUAAUACCCAAUUUAAGUGGUAUAUACCACAACAAGAAACCCCAUUACCUCAAUGGCAACUCUGGAACCGAUACACUCUCUGAUAAAGGUCUGAAUAUCUGUUGGUCGACAUCCCAGUUACCUAUCGGUCCGAGUCCUUUGGUGUUAACCGGACCCUCAGGAAGUGGUAAAAGUACUCUUCUAAGACAAUUGAUGGAUGAGUUCAAGGAUUGCUUUGGAUUCAGUAUUUCCCACACAACACGACAUCCCCGAGCGGCGGAAGUAAAUGGUAGGGAAUACCAUUUCAUAACACACGAAGAGUUUGAAAAAAGUGUAGAAAAGGAAGAGUUUCUCGAAUUCACGCGUUUCUCGAAUAACUAUUACGGCACGAGUAAAAAAGCCGUCAAAGAUGUACAAAAUUCGGGUAGAAUUUGUAUAUUAGAUGUCGAAAUUGAAGGCGUCAAGAAUCUCAAGAAAACUGAUCUGAAUCCAAGAUUUGUGUUUAUUAAACCACCAAAUAUGGAUAUAUUGGAAAAACGUUUGCGAAGUCGUGGUACAGAAACUGAAGAGGCCAUACAAAACCGUCUGAGACGUGCCACCGAUGAGAUGGAAUUCGGAGAAAUGAACGGUGUAUUUGAUUUGGUUAUUGUUAAUAAUGAGAUUGAAGAGGCAUAUAAUGAGUUGAAACAAUUCAUUGUUCAGGACAUUCAGGCUCUUAAAUUUUCUCGAGGAAUGUAAGCCUUUAUAAUGAUUCCCAUUAAUAAUGAAACCAAUGUUUUUCAACAGUAUUUUUAUUAAUGAAUGUAUGGAUGAAUUUAUAAAUUCGUUAUCUUAUAAACGGUUAUAAUUGUAAAGUGGUUUAAACAUUUACAUUAGUGUUUUGAUAACCUGUAUUGAUAUUGAUGAUAACAUUUAUAAAUUUAGCUUACAGUACCAUUAUUGUAAAUGUAUCCAAAAAUAUAAUUUUGAUAUACAGGUAAUUUAUAUAGAUAUUAGUAUAGAUUAUAGCGUAUUUAAAGUUGUAAAAAUUAUUAUUUUAACAAUAUCUAU
Oppia nitens is the source of this 1131-nucleotide messenger RNA. Its product is annotated as guanylate kinase-like. NCBI's taxonomy places the organism in Eukaryota, Metazoa, Arthropoda, Arachnida, Sarcoptiformes, Oppiidae. Bases 97 to 819 code for a protein of 240 amino acids. Gene Ontology annotation, molecular function: GMP kinase activity. The record is from RefSeq and is a predicted model, not a curated record. Gene Ontology annotation, cellular component: cytosol. Gene Ontology annotation, biological process: purine nucleotide metabolic process. The transcript has 8 exons.